This is a messenger RNA of Haliotis rubra (blacklip abalone), 8111 nucleotides long. RefSeq names its product cGMP-dependent 3',5'-cyclic phosphodiesterase-like. Gene Ontology annotation, cellular component: mitochondrial inner membrane; synaptic membrane; perinuclear region of cytoplasm. Gene Ontology annotation, molecular function: 3',5'-cGMP-stimulated cyclic-nucleotide phosphodiesterase activity; 3',5'-cyclic-AMP phosphodiesterase activity; 3',5'-cyclic-GMP phosphodiesterase activity. Lineage: Eukaryota; Metazoa; Mollusca; Gastropoda; Lepetellida; Haliotidae. The record is from RefSeq and is a predicted model, not a curated record. Gene Ontology annotation, biological process: regulation of mitochondrion organization; negative regulation of receptor guanylyl cyclase signaling pathway; cGMP catabolic process.
AUAUGGUAUUCAAGGAGAUGAUACAUUAAAUGAAGCAUUCCUACCCUUGCUGGAAGCCAAAACAGUAGCAGAACUUAGAACAGCAAUAAGAAAAGCCCUGACAUUCAUUCUUCCUCAAGUGACAAAAGCAAAUGUAUACCUGCGGAGUCCUGAGACAACUCGAGUAGAAACUAACGGUAGAAAAUCACUUCCAGCAAAAGGACUAGCAUGGAAAGCAUACCAGCAGCGACAGCAACUCGUCCAGCCCAUUUCCUCGCCUCAAGACCCUGUGAUCACGGCACUAGCCCUUGAUGAAGACAUUCAGCAGAGCCAGCUCGUGUUAUGUCUACCAAUUCAAGAUAGAGAAGACAAUGAAAAUAUAGGUUUAAUUGUGGCAUCCUUACCGUCAGGUAAAACUUCCUGCUCCGCAACAGAAGAAGGAAACCUCACAUAUCUAGCAAAACAGGUAUCUGUAUGUUAUCAUCUCACCAAAAAAACUCUGUGACAAGGAGAAAGAGCAUUUGUGCAGAUGACACCCACUUUGAAGCCCUCAUCAAUUUGUGCGGAGAACUAUAUGACCAUGAUGCAGCAUCACUUCAACUCAAAGUCAUUAAAUAUUUGGAGCAACGAACACAGGCACAGAAAGCAUUUUUACUCAUUGUUGUCAAAGAAACAAAUGAACUUUUCUGUCAGGUAGUUGGAAACACAAUAUUAGCGGAAGAAAUUCGCUUUCCAGGAGAAACCAGCAGUUUUGCUGUUGCUCUGCAAACCAAGGAGCCAAUAUGCCUGGAGGAUAUUCCACAGGACCGCCGGGCUGGUUUGGAAGAUCACAUAGGUUCGAAACUGGAAUCGUUCCUGUGUGUGCCAGUCAGGAGGAAAAAUUGUGAUGACUUGAUAGCUCUAGCAUGUGUGGCCAACAAAAAAAGAUUCACUAGUGAAGAUGUUUAUGCAAUCCACCAAUGUUUUCAAUACACCGCCACUGUUCUCACCAGCACACUGGCAUUUCAAAAUGAAAGGAAGCUCAAGAUUCAAACUCAAGCACUUUUACAUGUAGCCAAAAAUCUAUUUACCCGCCUAGAUGACCUUACAAAACUACUCAGAGAAAUUAUGCAAGAAGCAAGAAAUCUCACACAUGCAGAAAGGUGUUCUGUGUUCCUUAUUGAUCCUGAAACAGAUGAACUUGUUGCCAAGGUGUUUGAUGGGAUAAGUGCAAAUGACAAAGAGGUACAACAGGAAAUUAGAAUGCCAAAGACGCAAGGGAUAGCAGGACAUGUUGCCACAACUGGUAACCUGCUUAACAUCCCUGAUGCAUACUCCCAUCCAUUGUUCUACAGAGGCAUUGAUGAUUCAACAGGCUUCAAGACCAGGAACAUCCUUUGUUUCCCCAUUAAAGAUGAAGAGGAAAAAGUUCUUGGUGUGGCUCAGCUUUGUAACAAGAAGACUGGUCCCUACUUCACUGUGUUUGAUGAAGAUAUUGCAUCAGCCUUUGCCGUGUAUUGUUGUAUUAGCAUCAGCCAUUCUCUGAUGUACAAUAAAGUGAUUGAUGCUCAAUACCGAAACAGUCUCGCAAAUGAGCUGAUGAUGUUUCACAUGAAGGUAAACCAUGGCGUCAGUUUAGCUGGCUUGCUGACUGACUGUCCCAUAGACCUUGUCUCAUGUACAAGAAAGUUCAAGACGCACAGCACCCGUCACCAUUUUGCACAGAGUAUGUGUAUUGUUAACACAGAGGGAUGCAAUAUCUUUGAACACCUCUCAAGUUCAGACUACCAACAUGUGCUGGACUUGAUGCGAGAUAUCAUCCUGGCGACAGAUCUAGCACAUCACCUCAGAAUACUUGGUGAUCUGGAUAAAAUGGCUGAGAAUGGCUAUGAUAGUACCCAGCCUGAACAGAGAAAUAUGCUCCUGUGUCUGCUAAUGACCUCAUGUGACCUCUCUGAUCAGACAAAAGACUGGAACAACACCAAACACAUAGCUGCCCAAGUGUACCAGGAGUUCUUCUCCCAAGGGGACUUAGAGAAGGCAGUUGGAAAGGACCCAAUAGAAAUGAUGGACAGAGAAAAGGCCUGUAUCCCAGACCUGCAGAUCAACUUCCUUGAUGGCAUUGCAUUGCCAGUCUACAGGAUUCUGGAGAAACUUUUCUCUGAGUGUAAAGAAGUUCAUGAAGCUGUGGAAAAGAACAAACUGAAAUGGGUUCGUAUUGGCCAGCUCCUGAAGAUGCGCCGAGGAACCAGCACCCAGGGUUUAAGCAUGGAACAGAUCCUCACUCUGGAGGAUGACGAGGAAGAGGUUAAUGAGCAGCAUAAUGGCAGAUAGAUCUCAAGCCUCAUUCAUAUCCAGUCCAUAUCCGAACAUAUGUUAUGAAGAAAGACCUCUUUCCUCUUCAUGAAAGUUGUUGGUACAGCAAUGAUUGGGUAGUCUGCAUAGGUGUGUCGACGAUGUGGAGGGACGGAAGUGCUGUGUGUAUGUGUGAUCAGGCAUCUAAUGCUAACAAUCCAUGGGUGAUACUGUGAAGCGUUAUGCUUCCAACUGAUAUUAAUUAGUGCUAUUCAUAUCCUGCCUGUUUCAGUGUGGCUACUGUCAGGGAAGAGGAAGGAGGGUCCGGAUGUCUCUAUGAUACUUCUUAAUUUGCAAAUGUCGAAAAUUUACUAUUUUCCAUUAAUCUGAUAACAUGUAUGCAGACAAGAAUUUGAUAUUUUCUUGCCAGGGCUUCAAUAUUUUUGAGGAUGUUGAAAUGAACCAGAUUAAAAAUCAACAAAAUGAAAAUGAACAUCAUAGAGACCCAAGUCCUACUGUUUACUUCUAGCGCAUUUUUUGUUUCGCGCAACUGUGCCUUGCUGUGCAGGAACUUUCUUGCAUGUUAUCCCAGACUGUUCUCAUCAGGGCAAGAGAUAUGAUCUCAGUAGAAGACUGUCUCACGUCACACUGCCAGACACACUGUGUUGGUUGUACAGUGUCCACCUGACUGGGAGAUCCAUGCAGUGGUAGGAAUCUUUUUUCUGGUGCUUCAAUAGUUCACUGUAACUUGUGAAAUAGAAAGCCUCUAUACAGACAGGAAAGGAAUGAAGUCUUUUUGUUUUCUUUUUUCCAUAGUGUAAUGUACUCAUUAUUAAGUUUGCUGAAAACAGCAUGAAGCAGCUUUCAGAUAAUAUUCCUAGGGUGUACAGUAACAUAUUCUCUCUGCGACAUUGUCAAAUUACCAUUGAAAUGUAUGGUCAUUAUUCUCACUGUACAAGAACCUUGAAAUAUUUUCUAAAGCCGUCAUGAAUAUCAUUUUGAGGACAUUCCCAGUGUACCAUAUGUACAUGGACUCUGCAAAAAUGAAAACAUUUGUAAUCACUUGUAUCGGAUUGCAACAGCUGAAAGUUCCUUAUUUACUUCUGUUUGACUUCAAAGAUAUUUAAGAUACAUAUUCCAGCUGAUGUGUCACUGUGAUACCUUGACUGUUACGAUAUGGAUGGCCUGUGCUAAAUCCAGGCAUUUAUCUUGGUGCUUAGAGUUAUCUCCGUUAUAACAGCAGUUGUUCUCUUGUCCUCAACACAGAAUGAUGGAAUUGAAGUCUAAGGAAGUGAAAACAGGCAACAUGUCUGUUUGUUAGGCUUCAUGGUAUAAGAUGAAGUUGUUUGCUUCAACAAGACUAUUUUGUUAUUGAUGAUGUUAUUUCUUACAAUUCAAAGUUUCCUAGCAUUGUUAGAGUUGUGUUGGUUUUUUAAAUACAUGUCUUUCUCACUGCAUUUCAGCUGAAUGUUGCAUCACAAACCAUUUGGUUAGUCAGUAUUGUAGUGAUGUGUAUCUAUGCUGAUACAGCAUGUCUAAGCUAGCAGUAUCAUUCAUGGUAACCUGCUUCUAGCAAGCAUAUCAGUAUCACGUGGGACAUCAACAGUAGUGAAAGUGUCAGAUCAUUAGUGGAUCGUGUUAUUUCUUGUCAACUAGUCAGCUGUUUUCAAGAAUAUUGGUGAAAGAAACUGAUCUGAUUGAGUUUGUUUAUUUGGCUUGUUUAUAUACAAAACUUUCAUGUAGUUUGCGAUGCAACAUGAACAAAGUACCUGUGCAUUUCAUCAACUUGUUAUGCUAUUUCUGAAGAUUGUUGUACAAAUGUAGAUAUUUAGACAAGGAUGCAUUGUUAGGGUAAACUUGUAACCAUGCAAGCAACUGCAGAAUGUGUGUUUGCCUGUCUUUGCCAAUGAGAUAUUGAUAUUUUAGACAAAUCAAAGAUAUUCUUGUAUAACAAGUCAGAAUACUCGUAGGUGUCAAUGUUCAUCAUCAGCAUCUGAUUAGUAUGUUUUAGUCAGUUAUGAAACCAAGUGGUUUCACCAAUAUAUAUUUUACAUAUCAAUUACUUGCUUGAUGAAAUUGACAGUGAAUUGUGAUUCUGUGUUAGAUAGCUAUUCUAGAUUCUACAUGUGAUUGCUCCAAUUUAAACUAUCCCUAAUUGUUAAAGCCUAGAUAAUUAUUUUUUUUGCUGUGUCUAAGGGUUAGCAGUUGCUAUGACUUCAUUUACUAUUUCUUAGCAAACUGUUAUUUGUCAGUUCUAUUGGAUUCCAAUAUUGUUAACGGUAAUACAUGUUAGUCUAAAAUAAUGGUUAUUUGUGAUCAAUUGCCAGACAGUAAAAUGCUGGUUAUUCUAUAGCCAUCCAUACAGAUAGAACAUGAAAUAUAUGAUCAAGGCAACCUCACCAUUUCAUAAUUUGAAAAAUCAUCUUGUUAAUAGCAGACAUACAAAUAACUUGAUCCAGACAUGACUACAGAUAUCCAUGUCAUGCUUAACAAAACGGGUUUAAUGACAAGAAGAAUCUCCUCCAGAAUCAUUGUCUGGACUGAUCAGCACAAUGAUGUGUAGUCACGAUUUACAAUGCUGUUGUUUCAGUGCUAUGGGAUCAUUUUGAUGUUUAGAAUUAUACACUGCUGUAUGUUCACAUUGUCAUAAUUUCCUUUUUAUAUAUUUGUUACCUUUUAUUAUCUGUGAUACAGCUAUGUUGGAUCCACAAGUCCAUCUGUUUGGAUGAUAUUUGGACAUACAAUUAAAUUUUCAGGACCGGAAUAUUGGGUAGAUUUACAACCACGAUCUCUAAGAUAUAAUAAACCAUAUUCUCUUUCAACAGUCUGAAGUCAAACACAAAGGGCUGGUUCUGAUUUGAUUUGUGAUAGACUCUGAUAUUAUGGUAAUUUGUUAGAAUUACAUCUUGUACAUAUUUUCAAUACAUGUAUAUCAUUAGCACAUUCACCGCUUACAUCAAGUCAAUACCAUUUGUGUUGUGUUCAAAUGUCAUCAGAAGUAAUUCUUACGUAUUUGAGAUGUUCAUGAUAUUAAUCAGAUAUAUGGUGCAUAAUUAUGAUAGCAAAAAUAUCUGUGUGUUAUGCCUCAUCUUAGUUGCAGCAGUAUAUUCUGGCAGCUGCACUUGUAACUCUCAACUACUUCCAGCAGAUACACCUGUAUGACAUUUCUAACAGGGAGAGAUCAAACCGAUACACCUGUAUGACAUUUCUAACAGGGAGAGAUCAAACCGAUACACCUGUAUGACAUUUCUAACAGGGAGAGAUCAAACCGAUACACCUGUACAACAUUUCUAACAGGGAGUGAUCAAACCGAUACACCUGUAUGACAUUUCUAACAGGGAGAGAUCAAACCGAUACACCUGUAUGACAUUUCUAACAGGGAGAGAUCAAACCGAUACACCUGAAUGACAUUUCUAACAGGGAGAGAUCAAACCGAUACUCCUAUACAACAUUUCUAACAGGGAGUGAUCAAACCGAUACACCUGUACAACAUUUCUAACAGGGAGAGAUCAAACCGAUACACCUGUACAACAUUUCUAUCAGGGAGAGAUCAAACCGAUACACCUGUACAACAUUUCUAACAGGGAGAGAUCAAACCGAUACACCUGUGCAACAUUUCUAACAGGGAGAGAUCAAACCGAUACACCUAUACAACAUUUCUAACAGGGAGAGAUCAAACCUAUACACCUGUACAACAUUUCUAACAGGGAGAGAUCAAACUGAUACACCUAUACAACAUUUCUAACAGGGAGAGAUCAAACCGAUACACCUAUACGACAUUUCUAACAGGGAGUGAUCAAACCGAUACACCUGUACGACAUUUCUAACAGGGAGUGAUCAAACCGAUACACCUAUACAACAUUUCUAUCAGGGAGAGAUCAAACCGAUACACCUGUACGACAUUUCUAACAGGGAGAGAUCAAACCGAUACACCUGUACAACAUUUCUAUCAGGGAGAGAUCAAACCGAUACACCUGUGCAACACUUCUAACAGGGAGAGAUCAAACCGAUACACCUGUAUGACAUUUCUAACAGGGAGAGAUCAAACCGAUACACCUGUACAACAUUUCUAUCAGGGAGAGAUCAAACCGAUACACCUGUACGACAUUUCUAACAGGGAGAGAUCAAACCGAUACACCUGUACAACAUUUCUAACAGGGAGAGAUCAAACCGAUACACCUGUAUGACAUUUCUAACAGGGAGAGAUCAAACCGAUACACCUGUACCUAAUGACCACUAUCGUCAGAUACAGAUGUGCUGCAGCCCUUAACCACUUUAGCAGAUAAUGAUCCACCCCAUUACAAUCACCUCAAGCCGAUGCAGCCACAAAAUGUUGUAAUAUUUUGAAGUAAAAUACAUUUUACACCAGGAAAUAGUUUGAGGUCCCUGUAUCCAGUUGUAUAAGGACUGCUCGUGAAGUACGUCUCUGAAAUUCUACACUGGUUUCAGUCCUAUUCUCUAUGAUUGACUUUGUAAUUUUUCCAUUCCAACUUCGUCUUGCUUUUCAAAAACCUGAGUGCUGACUCUGUUAUCAUAUCAUGUGGGAUCAUGCCGGCUAUCCAGCUUCACACAAGGGUAUCAGGAGUCCCAGUUUAUCAGUAUACAGUAUUUGGAGGUAAACAACUAAACCAAUAAGGUCGGCAUGCAGCUCUCAUAGGCUCAUCUAUAAAAUGCUGGUUGUUUUCUCAGAAAUAUUCCAAGUAUUUGAUCUGUUAAAGACACAAUUCACCAUGUGUAAAAUGCUUAAUUUCUUAUACAAUCAAAAUGUUUCAAUAAAAUGUGGAUACAGUUGUGUUGAAAUAGACAAAGAAUCUGUUCUAACACCAAAAAUAUGACUUGAUUAACAGUGACAGUUUGUUUUUAAUAGGCGCCAAGUAUUUAACAGAAGCAUGUGGAAGAUAAGUGUCUUCCUGUUUCUGAGUUUGGCAAUAUAGCAUUCACUUGUGAUCUAAGGUCCAUGUUUGAUUCCAAUGGUUCUGGUUCUUCAAGCUAACCCCACCACUAAAUAUUGCUGGAAUAUUGCUAAAUAUGGAUUAAAUCACAUCUUACUGGCUCAUUCCUGCUGGAUUAAAUACUACGUUUGACUCCAUUAGAAGAUGUAACUGCCCAUCAUAUCAUGUCACUGUUGAGUUCAUUUGCUCAACUUGAGAGGACAACCAUGCUACAGACCAGCUAGAUAACACAUUUUACUAUAAAUACAAACAAUGUAUCCCAUAUAAUAUGAGCACCAGUCUAGUGACACUGUCAUGCUCAGGGAUCUGUAAUGAAAUCCCUCACAAAGCUCAUUACACAUCAUUACGAAUUUGUGUACAGAUUUCCGUGAAGGGCCCUCACUGAUUAUAGUCAUGAAUAUAUCUGUUGAAACACAUACCAUGAAGUAAUACCUGCAAUAUUGACAAUAUACAAUCAUAUAAGUCUCAUGUGUAUCAAACAAUACCUUUUCAAAUGGAAAGUUUAUUACAAUCAUUACUCCAACCACUGUUUUUGACAUAUGAUCAUUGUGUUCAGUAAGCAUAUCCUAUUAUUGUUUUUCCCUGUUGUUGAGUUUUUCUUUUAACCUCUAACUAAUUUUAGAUUAUUUUCUCUGUUCGGGUAAUCAUUACAACAAUAAGUUCCAUGUGUUUUCAUUGUACAAAUUUUAUGUCCAGACUAUAGUAAGCAAUGUGUAUUGGCUUACAGCCAUUCUUUACAUGGCUUGAUCGUUUUAUUUUCAGGGAUUGUUUUAGGAUUGGAAAAUAAAAUGCAAAACUCCCAGUUUCUUGUUUAGAUAUGUGCAGAUUGUAUAAUGAGAUGUCUUAAUAAUGUAGGCAUCAGUUGUUUUAAACUUGUUCUUUAAUAAACUUUUUGCUGAUAAGGGA